AACAGGGUUAUAAUCUUGAUUUCCUUCCUGGUCUGUGCGGCAGUGUUUCGCAAUGGCUGUGAGAGACGGAGUUGUGAUUUUGCUUGCCAGUUUCAGCCUCGUUACAGGUACUGCUACAAACGUUGCCCUGAACAAACCCGCAUGGAUGAGUUCAGCCUUGGACGGAAAUCAUCCUGCCAGCAAAGCUGUCGAUGGAGAUACAAGGGCCAAUCAUUUCAAUCAUGUAGCCCACACUGGGAUAGGACAAACUACCGCUUGGUGGAAGGUGGAUCUGCAGACACAAGUACAAUCAGCACGGAUUAUCCUGUACUUCAGAACAAACUACAUUACUAGACGUAAUGGCGUGCAGCUGUACACAUCAGGGACAAAUUCACUUGAUCCCAAAGAAGGAAAUCUAUGCCACACUGUAACAGGGCGUCCUAAGGGUACAGACAUCGAUGAUAUACUGAAUGUGACCUGUCCUGGGACCUGGCGAUACCUGACUGUCUACACAGAGACUAAUAAUGACGGAGGCGGUGUUAUAUUAGACUUUGCUGAAGUGCAGGUGUGGACGUGCUCUGUUGGCAUGUAUGGGGUCAGCUGUAACAAAGGCUGUAACUCUCGCUACUGCGACGGUUCAACCGAGUCGUGUGAUUCCUUCACCGGGGCGUGUUCAAGUGGACAGUGCCAGACAGGAUGGACAGGAAUAGACUGUGCAGUCUGUGUGGAGGGAAAGUACGGUCCGAUUUGUGCCAGAUACUGCAGCUCCAGACAGUGCAAGGUAUUCUCUUCCACGUGUGAUCGUAUCACUGGAACCUGUGGUGAUGUCGGAUGUAAUGACGGAUGGAUGGGGGCGGAUUGCUCCACAGAGUGUUCCACUGGAAAAUACGGUGCUAACUGUGCCAAGGACUGCAGCUCUAGACACUGUAAGACGUCUUCCAGCAUUUGUAACCGAAUCAGUGGAGCCUGUCCAGAUGAUGGUUGUCAGGACGGAUGGAUGGGAGCAGACUGCAGAACAGUGUGUACCUCUGGAAAGUACGGUGCUAACUGCGCCAAGGACUGCAUCUCCCGACAUUGCAAGACGUCUUCCCCGACAUGUCACCGAAUCAGUGGCGCCUGCUAUGCUGACAAGUGUGAGGAGGGAUGGAAGGGGGUGGACUGUACUUCAGAAUGCACCUCCGGGUAUUAUGGAACUAACUGUGGAAGAGACUGCACUCUUCGUAACUGUAAGGGGGACUCCAGCUGUGACAGGAGACAAGGGCAGUGUGAAGGUGGAUGUGCGGCUGGGUAUAAGGGAACAGAUUGUACUGAAGCGUGUACCGGUCUGAUGUACGGUCCUAACUGUGUGAGUUACUGCAGUGCCCGACAUUGUAAAACAAACUCAUCUACAUGUGACGGAGUGUCAGGAGAGUGUCUUGGUGGCUGCGAAGAUGGGUGGACAGAACUAGACUGCUCCAGAAACUGCCAGGAUGGCUAUUAUGGCCAAAACUGUUUCAUGAAAUGUGAUGACAGACAUUGUACCAAUGCAUCCUGUCCUGGCGACGGAGCAUGUAGUGCUGAAUGUGAGCCGGGCUGGACUCUCCGGACUGCACACAAGAUGUUCUUUUCCACAGAGUGCUCCAGUAGAACGUAUGGCAUGAACUGUAACAAAACCUGUGGCCAGUGUGCUAACAGCGACACAUGCCAUCAUGUUACUGGGAUCUGUGCUGAUGGAUGCGAUGCAGGGUGGCAAGGUGAACUGUGUCAGAAAGGUUGUGGCAAAGGCACAUUCGGGUCGAACUGUAAGAGUCACUGCGGCAACUGUAACGGGACAUGUAAUGUUGUUGAUGGAAGAUGUCUCUGGGGUUGUACCGAGGGAUACAAUGGUUCUCACUGCUCUGUGAAGCUUCCUCCUCGAAAUGCACCAGACCAGUCGGAGUUUACUGUAGCAGCUGUGGCGGGAACAGUCGCAGGUUUACUUGUUGCGAUAGUAGUCAUUGUUGCUGUUGUCCUCGUCAGAAGGAGGAGACGGCGGUUUCAACGAUAGUGAAAUAAACAAACAAGUUGAGUUUCACCCUAAAGCACAUAGUAAAACAACAACAAG
Molecule: messenger RNA, 2062 nt
Organism: Haliotis rubra (blacklip abalone)
Lineage: Eukaryota; Metazoa; Mollusca; Gastropoda; Lepetellida; Haliotidae
Product: multiple epidermal growth factor-like domains protein 11
Exons: 14
Coding region: 53-2005 (650 amino acids)
Molecular function (GO): scavenger receptor activity
Source: RefSeq, a predicted model, not a curated record